Messenger RNA from Engraulis encrasicolus (European anchovy), 9224 nucleotides. RefSeq names its product LIM and calponin homology domains 1a (gene limch1a). The record is from RefSeq and is a predicted model, not a curated record. Bases 431 to 6580 code for a protein of 2049 amino acids. Gene Ontology annotation, molecular function: myosin II head/neck binding. NCBI's taxonomy places the organism in Eukaryota, Metazoa, Chordata, Actinopteri, Clupeiformes, Engraulidae. Gene Ontology annotation, biological process: regulation of focal adhesion assembly; positive regulation of stress fiber assembly. The transcript is spliced from 34 exons. Gene Ontology annotation, cellular component: stress fiber.
AUGAUAGCCUCACAGCUUGUCGGAGGAGGCGGCUGCCUGUGUCGUAUUGGCUGCUGCAGGAGGACAACCUCUGGGUUUUAAAACUUUAUUUUUAGCCAUCGGUCAGACUGCUAUUGCAGUCGCUUUCGUGGGCGAUAGGAGAAGCUAUCUCACUGCAUUUACUGCCAUCAAUCAGUGAAGCGAUAAGGCCACGCAUGUUGGUACUGCUGGUCCUGCGGUGAGCGGUCGGGAACAAGUCCUUGGGACACUGAACGUGUUCUCUACGUAACGGAGGCGAUACACCUGAAUUGAAGGCUGGACACAACAACGAAGCUGACGGAAGUUACAGCAGGCGACACCAUUUCAGGCUACUUCACCCGUGCGUGAAGCUGAGACUGGGUAUUAUCCAUCAGACCUAACUGCGAACGAUACCCUCUGCUGUGUGUUGGCAAUGGCGAGUCCAGGGACAGACCUCGGCACCAAGAAUCAAGAGCACAACCAACACCCCGAACCGACCCAGGAGCCUGCAUUCCAAGAAGCGCAGAAAUGGAUAGAGGAAGUGACGGGGAGAAGCUUUGGUGACAAGGACUUCCGAGGCGGUCUGGAGAAUGGCAUUCUGCUCUGCGAGUUGCUGAGUUCAAUCAAGCCAGGUCUUGUUAAGAAGAUCAACAGGCUUCCUACUCCCAUAGCUGGACUGGACAACUUGACCCUGUUCCUGCGCGGCUGUGAAGAGUUAGGCCUGAAGGGCUCGCAGCUCUUUGACCCCGGGGAUCUUCAAGACACAUCCAUAAGGGCUAACUUAACUGGCUCUGAUUGCAACAGGAAGCUGAAGAAUGUCCUGAUCACCAUAUAUUGGCUCGGGAAAGCAGCCAAUGGCUGUGCAGCAUACAGUGGUCCAACACUCAACCUGAAGGAGUUUGAAGGCCUGCUGUCCCACAUGAGAAAGGAGACUGAGGACACAGAGAGCCCUAAGCGCAGCGUCCGUGACAGUGGUUACAUUGACUGCUGGGACUCCGAGAGGAGCGAGUCUCUGUCUCCGCCGCGGCACGCUCGAGACAACUCCUUCGACAGCCUGGAUUCCUACGGCUCCCGCUCACAACAGACGCCCUCGCCAGACGCUGUCCUCCGUGGCAACAGCGACGGUCGAGGCAGCGACUCGGAGGGCGACUCCAGGAAGCUGCCGGACGUGCGCAAGGACGACAUGCUGGCUCGCCGCACCUCCUACCAUGAGCCGCGGGCGGCCAUGCCUUUCAACCAGUACCUCCCCAACAAGAGCAACCAGAGUGCCUACGUGCCCACGCCGCUGCGCAAGAAGAGAGGCGGGGACCGCGGCGAGGAGGGUCGAAAGAGCUGGAGCAACGCCACGUCACCCAUCAGCACCGAGAGAACCUACAGCCACCCUGAGACCAUCCAGGAAGAGAGCCUGGCGUCUCAGAGGGAGCAGGAGGAUGGCCGGGUGCCGUGCAAGCGCUCCGCAGGCUCCCUGAGAGAGGCAGGGCCGGGCAUGCGUGCCGCCGGGCCCCCAAAGACCGUCACGUGGGCGGAGGAUGAUGCCGCUGAGGAGUUGGAGGAAGAGGAAGAGGAAGAGGAGGAGAGGCUGCAGCAGAUGAGGAAGAUGAAGAGGCUGGAAAAGGCAGGAAUUAAAGUGCUGCCCGCCUCCGUGCGAUAUGGCAGUCACAAACCGGUACACGAAGGACAGGCGCAGGAAGACAGGCCUCCGUCACCGGAAAUCAUCCUCAGGUGUGACAACGAGUUCAUGCGGACCCAGCAGCAGCACCACGGCUGGGACUCGGACGAGGAAGAGGAGGAGGAGGCCGAGAGGAGGAAGGUGCCUGACGUGCGGCGAGAUGACCUGGCCUCGCGGCGGGCUCGCGUGCACCGGCCCGCCCCUCGCUCCGCACAUCACUUCCUGCCCGCCUCCUGCAGCAAGAGAGACCAGGAGAAGUGGGAGGGCAUCCGCCGCGCCUCCCAGCAGGCCGUGCUGGAGAAGAUGGAGAAACUGGAGCAGGAGAAAAAGAGUGAGCAAGAGGUGCAGUCUCCCGAGGUUUUGAUCAUGAGCCUUAAGGAAAACCUGGUCCCUGUUAGAGGGAAAGAGCGAGAUGAAGAGAUGGAUAAGCAUGAGGAGGAGGAGGAGGAGGAGAACAGGCCUGUGGUCAUGCCCAACCAGCAGAAGGAUGACCUGGCCAAGAGGCGAGCCAAGACUAGAGCCAGGCCGCACAACACGGGCCCUCUGCAGCCACUGAUGCAGACCUCCAUGAACCAGGCAGACAUGGAGAAAUGGCAGAGGCUGAAACUGAACACAGAAGCCAGUGAGAGUGAACCCCAGUCCCCAGAAGUGACCAUCAUUACUCGGAAAGAGAACCCUUUCCUCAGCCCUCCAAGAAAAGGGGGGAAGGGGGUUGAGGACGAGAAAGAGGAUGAGGAGGAGGAGGAGGAGGAGAGAGUCAGGACAGAGGAAGCUGGUAGUGAGGUGCUGCCCAAUGUGCAGAAAGACGACCUGGCCAGGAGGCGGGCCAAGAGCGGGCCCCGCCCUCAGAAGGAUCCACGGCAGUCAUUGGCCCAGACGUCCAUCACUCAGGCAGACAUGGAGAAGUGGCAGAGGCUAAAGAUGACCACAGAGGACAGUGACUCCCCUCCAAUAUGUCAGGCCUGCAUUGACAAAGCCUCCCAGCCUCCUGCCAUCUCCACGGCAACGGCGGCCCAGAAUGACCUGGCCAGCCGCCGUGUCUGUGCCGAGCGGCGCUCGCAGGCCAACCGGCAGCAGCGGUUUGUGACGUUCGGCCCGGUGACAGAGAUGGACCAGAAGCACUGGGAGCGCCUGAGCAUCUCUCGGCCCGGGCAGGAGGAGGGGGAAGGGGAGGAUGAGGAGGAUGAGGAUGAGGAUGAGGAGGCAGGAGGGGGGAGGAGGGGGGACAGAGACGAGUCACAGACACUCCGACGCCUCCUCUCAGCAGCUCCUGUCGCCACGCCAACCAUUGGGAUGGGCUCCCCGCUCAGAGAGAGGCAGAGGCUGGGCAGUGCUGAAAUACCCAGCAGUGACUGCGCUCCUCCAUCCUCGCACGCACAAAUCUCCGGCCACGACGUCAGCCGACCUUUGUCCUCGUCCGAGCACGGGGCCCUGGAUGAGCUUUUGGCGGAGUACGGACGAAGAGGCCGCGGAGAGGAAGAGGAGGAUGAGGACGAGGAAGACGCAGAGAGGCAGCCCGACGUGCGGAAGGACGACAUGCUGGCUCGUAGGACGGGGACUCAUCAGAGGGUGGGCGGAGCUCAGGCCUUCAACCGGUUCCUGCCCAUGCCUGCAGCUAGAGUGCCACCCCCUCCCCAGAGAGAGCCACCCGCACCCCCACCCCCACCUGCACACCGCAGGGAGGCUGCUGCAGAGCCAAGCAGACCCAAGAACGAAGAGUACUCGGAGUGGAACAUUAAGACUGCCAGGAACUGGAUAGGGCGGAGAACGCAAACAGAUCAGAAACAAGAGGCCAAGGUUACAUCGUCAUCACCAUUCACCACAGAAGAUCAAAGGGACUCAGCAACAGUACGCACACCCACCCACAGCCAAGGAGGCAUAGAGAGGGAGCGCGAUGAUGAGGACGAUGAGGAGGAAUACUACGGCGACGGCCCCCUCCCAGAUCUGGAGAAGGAUGACAUGCACGCACGGAGGACGGGAAGCAGCCAGAAGCCCGCAGGCCUCCCGGGACAACAGUUCCUCCCCGUUCCAGGUUCAGUCAAAUAUAAUAAAGGCUCCCGAUCCCACUCGAAAGUCAAAGAAGGAGAGCGGCUCAAGGACAGCUUGAGCCCGGCGGCCUCUCCCGCCAGGAAGUGCCCUCAGAUGACGGACAGGGAGGAGGCGGGCUCUGCAGAGGCUUUGGGACCUCUGUGGGAAGCAGCUGGGGCAGAUGCUGAGCCCAAAAGUGGCCCGACUGCCCCCGGUCCUCCACCACAGCAGGGGAGCUGUACCCCUCAAAGACGACCCUCCUGGCUGGAGGAGGAUGACCUACCCCCAAUAUUCAGCCCCAGAGCUGCUAGUGCAGCUGAUGAGCAAGAGAGCAUGAGCAUGUUUGACAUGCGCUGUGAGGAGGGGUCGCGCCACGAACACCUGCACAACCAGUACAACCAGCUGCGGCACGACGAGGACGAGUGGCAGGACGACUUGGCUCGCUGGAAGAACCGGAGGCGAAGUGCAUCCCAAGACCUCAUCAAGAAGGAGAACGAGAGGAAGAUGAUGGAGAAGAUGAUGCUGGACGAGCAGGCGGCCUCGCUUCGGAGGAAGAGCAUUAAGACCUACAAGGAGAUCGUGGAGGAGAAGGAGCGUCGAGAGCACGAGCUGCACGAGGCCUACACCCAGGCCCGCACCUCGGAGGAGAAGGCCUCCGUGCUGCAGCGCUACGCCCUGCGCUUCACCAUCAGCGACGCCAUCUUGGAACGCCUGCAGAUCCCACAGCCUGGAGAGAAGGUAGUCCCUCUCCCAUCCGACGCUGCUGCUGCUGCUGCUGCUACCACCAACACCACCACCGCUACCGCUCCCGCCACUAGCACCACCCCAGCUAAGACUGUUGUUCCCCCGCCCGCCCCGCUGUCGCCUCCAGCCGCUUCUCAGCCUAAACAGCAGCCGCAAUCGCAGCCGCAGCGGUACCCCUCGUCUCCCGCCAAAUACGUUCCCCCACGUGUAGAGCCCACCCUCAGAGACACCCCUAAAUCCCCAGUUAGCUCCCAGCCACAGACGCGGACCACGAGUCCCACCUCGCAGCCGCCGAGCCUGGCCCAGACGCGGCCCAUGUCCCCGGAGCAGUCGCCCACGCGCGCCCUGCCUGCUUUGUCCAAGCCUGUGCCUCUGUUCACGCCUAAGCCUUACAGCCAGCCCAAGCAUAACCUGAGUGGACACAAGUCUGUCAAGACUGAUGGCUUGAUACGUUUCAACGGAGAAACCAACGCAGAAGACAAAAAGAUCACAAAGAUAAGUUCUCCCCCGCUGCCUCCCGCAACCACAACCACAACCACAACCACAACUUCUCCUUUGCCUAAUCAGGAGCCGGCAAAGCCCAUGCAAGAUGUGGCCAAGCCUCCUCCUCCUGUUUCUCCCCCAGCAUGCCCCAAACCCCCUCAGGAGCCUCCACCACAGCCCCAGCCCCAGCCCCAGCCCCAGCCCCAGCCCCAGCCCCAGCCCCAGCCUCAGCCUCAGCCUCAGCCACAGCCCAUCUCCCCACAGAGGGAAAUAAACAAAACUGUAACAGAGGUGGAGCCGCUGGCUCUGUCGUCUCCAGAAGCAAGCCAAGGAGCUGAGGAUGCUUCUGCUGACCUCACUGAGUCUCCAUUCAUAGUAACAGAACCCAAGGACCUUGCUGCUGGGGGGAAGCGAAAUUGUGUUAUCAAGACGACCAUUGUGACCGAGCUGACGCACACGCAGAUAAUAGAUGAGCCGGAUGCAACCACUAGAACAUGGAUGAAUAGCUCAGCCAGUUCAGGCCAGACACCUGAUGAUCAGUCAGUAUCGUCCUCAGACUACAGCAGAACUGAAUCAGCCCAGACUGUAACGUCCUCGUCCUCCACUAUUACAGACUCUUCACAAACUUCUGAUAGCUCUAGGUUACGCUGGGAGUUCUUCGCUGCGCCAGAAGGACUUGAUGCCACCAGCAUGUGCAUUGAGACCCCUAUUUUGAAUCUGGCUAAAAGAGUUGACCAUUGGACUUGGGAUCCCAAUGAGGAACGCAAACGUCAAGAAAGAUGGCAACAAGAGCAGGAGCGCCUGCUACAGGAGAAGUACAGGCGUGAGCAGGAGAAGCUGAAGAUGGAGUGGGAGAGGGCGCAGAAGGAGGUGGAGGAGGAGGAGAGGCGGCACCAUGAGGAGGAGAAACGUAUCCUUGAGGAGACGAUGUCCCCACUUACGUCUCGUUCAGCCAGUGGUGCACUGGCAAGUCCCGUGUCCUCCCCGCCACCUCAGAAGGACAACAUUGUGCUGCUACUGUCUGACCUGGAGCCACAGCAGGGUGCCCAGGAGAGCCAUACGGACAGCGCAGGACACACAGGCACACACAAUGGAGUGUCACACGCAGACAGCCCAGCUCAGACCCAAAUGAAGGCACCAGCACAGCAGAAUGGCAAUGCUCCCUCUCCUUUGGAGCACAGCGAGUCUGCAACACCACAGCUUCACUUCAUACAGGAUGGUUCCUGGAAAAUCUCCCCAUCGGAGAGAAAGCUAAAGAGUGAUGAGUGGAAGAAGACUAAUUCUCUGGACCGCAACGUCAGUCCAACACAAAACCACACCGCCGGAAUGAGGAGGUCAGGGUCCUAUGAGAAUGUCUUAGGGACACAUUCAUGCACACCGUCCCCAACAUCACCUGAUACGCAGCCUCCAUCCCCAAGCAGGUCAGUGAGUGGGAAGAAGCUGUGCUCAAGCUGCGCCCAGCCACUGGGGAAGGGAGCAGCCAUGAUCAUAGAAACCCUGGGCCUUUAUUUUCAUAUACAGUGCUUCAAGUGUGGAGUGUGUAAGGGGCUUCUUGGAGAUACCAGUACUGGCACAGAUGUCAGGAUUCGCAAUGGCCUGCUCAACUGCCAAGAGUGCUACAUCAAAUCCCGUGCUGCCGGUCAGCCAACCAUGCUGUGAGCAGCAGUGAAUCUUUAUGAAACGUAGAAGAAUACCAACAACCAGACACCCUGACAAUCUCCACAGAGGCGACCUGUCAUGGAGUGGAAAAAUUUUAACACGAUAUCUCAGAUUAACAAACUGUCGAGGGUUGGAAGCUGCCCAUAUACUACACCUCACUGUCAAAGUGAUGCUUCUUUACAUCACCUGCACUCAUUUUUCAAAAACUGGAUAACAUCUCUUUAUUUUUAUACUUGUAAAAAAAAAUAUCUUUCCCUCCUAUUAUUUGUUGUGCUCAACCCUCAUAACGCAAUAAUCUGUGCAUUGAAUUAGGUCAGAAAGGUAACCAGUCAUUUAGCUCUCAAUACUCUGGAUGUGGAAAAUAGUUUUUUUAAAAGGAUAUGGGAUUCUUUGAUAUGAAAGCUACAUUCCCAACAGUUGUAGUUCAGACACAGAGAAAUGGGAGUCCUGCUAUGUGUCUGAAGUUGUCGCACUGGCAGUACCUAUUUGCAGAACAUAUGUACCUUCUAAUCUACAGCUGGGUGUCCUGGAGGAUCUUUCUGGCACCCUUUAAGGUACAAAUAUCUGAAGAAAAGGUUUUGCACCUGGACGUGACGUGUACAUAUUGUACCCCACAGAACAUUGUACCUUCCACGGUACAUUAUAUUCAUAAAAAGGAGGUAUAUAAUUGCUCUGCACGAAGGUACUGUAGUAUCCCACUACAAUUUCCCUGUGUACUGAAAUGGCCUAUGAUCAGAUAGAUAUUUUGCACCUUUAAUAUGAAUAUUUCUGGAGCAAUGUUUUAUCUAAAGCAUGGGGGCAAACCAGUCUGUCUGAAGCACACCUUGCAGUUUUUAGAAACUUUCUGUCUGUAUAACGAAUCUUGUCGGGACUUCUGUAGUAUUUCUAUGCUUUUUAAAGAAGAAAAUUUCCGGUCUGUGCAGUUUAACAUGUAUAAUGCCUUAAUCAUUCACAACGUUGCCGAGCUUCUGAGGUCGGUGGCUGCAAAGAGCUGUCUUGCAUGAUCUAACAUGGUUUGAGCACAGUCAAACUUCCUGGACUGGCGUGGUUUUAUUUAGAUAUUGUGUAAAAUUUGUUGUUUUACUUUUGUUAAUGUAAUGUUAUUUCUUCCGUUUCACCUAUAGAAAAUGGAGCAUAUUUGACCAACAAAGUCUUUAAGGCGUUCCAAAAAGAGUUUAUCCGGCAAAAAGCAUGUAACGCUAUGUAUCCAUUAUUUUGCGCCAUAGUUGGUUGAACAGAAUGUGCACGCAGACUUUCCCACUCCAUUGUAUUAUUAUUAUAUUUUUUAUUAAUUAAACGGUUAUGAAGUAUUAGUCGUUGAAAUAAUGUAACCUAUUUAACUUAAUACAAAAACAGAACUAUUGUGAACCAUGUAGGCCUAUCCUUAUUUGAGUUUAGGAAUACUGUUUCGUUCUAUUGGCUCCCUGUGUAACUUAUGUUCCCUUCCUUCACUCUUGCCAGGUGAUUUUACAUCAAAAUACGUGCCUUAUGAACGCAGGUGGUUGCACAGUAUAGGAGAUGUUUGAUUCCAUAGAUAUAACUGAAAAGCCCAAAGAUAAUCUCAGUAAUAUUACUAUAGUACAACGGGAUGGUAUGGAUGCCUAAUUGAAAUCUGAAUGUCAACUAUCGCCUAUUAGGGGAAUAUUCCAAACCAAACCAAGCAAGCCCUUGGAGAUAAACCCUUCUUCUCUUUUACCUGAUUUUGUCUGUUAAGUGGUUUUCUAGAAUGACAUAUGCAUAGCACAAUAAAAUUCUGCAGAUUCAUGUCUUUUCUGAAAAUGUUAGCCUAUUUGAGGACAUUCACUGACAGAAUCCCAUGUCUACAUUCUCCUGCGUGCUCUGUGAAUAUUUUUGUGAAACUUGAAGCACAUCCUUAUUAAAGUGUCUCCACACACAGAGAUUUUUUUCUUUUCAAUUAUAUUUACUUUGUUUCUAGUUAAGUUUUCAGAUGAUACUCGACUUACUUGUCAUCCUCAAAGCAAUGAAAACCCUCCGUUGCACCCCUGCAAAGCUUUGUCAUAGUUGAAUAGCGUUGCUACCAUUACUUUCCCCCUUGAUAUGAAUUACUGUUUCUGUUUUGCUUUAAUAUGCGUUUAGAUAAGGCAAUAAAAUGGACGUGGAGUGCAAAAUCCAGUAACAUGUUUUAAGCUCUGUAUUUAUUGUAUUCAAUUAAAAUAAAAUAAAAACUGAAGCUACGUAGAGGAAAGGAGCUGCUAUGCAAUGGCUUUUAUAGCAAGUGAAUGUUUGUACAAUAAAACGCUGUAAAUUAACCGUUUUCCCAAUUGUGUGGCUUUGAUGUUUGCGUGACGUGUGUGUGAUCUGUCCAUGGUACUGAACCGUUGUUUACAAUUCGAAAGGAAACCAACGGUUCUCGGCUUUGAUAGACUGCGAAAUGUCACAAAGUAUAACCUCACUGGAAUUGUGGCCCAUCAUCUAUAUCAUACUAUAUUUGAUUAUGAGGUAAGGGCACUAAAAAUACAUGUAUUAACAGCCUAAUUCUGAUUUGAUAUGCACACUUUUCUGCCUUAGCCUAUAUCUAAAACAUAAUCUAAAACAACCUACAACUGAUUACACAUUGGAUUUUAACACAAAUUCAUACGCUACACCACCAUAUAAAUAAUGCAUAAAUUAAACUCACAAAUAA